AUGACAUGGAGGGACCGGCCCGUUAUGGGUGACAAUGGGACGGAAUCUGGGCCACAGCCGCCUCCUGCUACCGCCCUCACCAUUAGAAUAUCGUUAGGAUGUCACACCUCUACCAUCUUCUUGUCAACGGCCAUCCUUCAACAAGGGAAGGAUACAGAUGUGAUUGCAUCAUUUUAUAAAGCCAAACGUGUCAAGAACAUAGCUGUGCUUGCACAAGCGGCAGCGGAAGAGGUAGUAAUGUUACUAAUGAGAAAGGCACAUAGAGGCACUCAAUCAGAGGCGUCGGCAGGGGACGCGCAACUUAGGGCAUUGUUUAUGGCUUCUAUAUCGGCAAACAAUGGCUACGCACUGUUUAAAAGCUUUUCUCUCAAGCAAUUAGCUUUCAUAACGCCUAACUGCCACCGCGCGUCGGCAAAUAACGGGAGAGAGUUCCGUCUGUGUGUGUGUGUGGCAUCGAACAAGACGUAUUGUGUCCAUUUCUGGAGGUUGUAUGGUCGAGACAAAAGGCAAUUCAAACUAAUCGAUUACUAG
Messenger RNA from Nezara viridula (southern green stink bug), 531 nucleotides. The record is from the annotation of a GenBank genome assembly. NCBI's taxonomy places the organism in Eukaryota, Metazoa, Arthropoda, Insecta, Hemiptera, Pentatomidae.